Molecule: messenger RNA, 3509 nt
Organism: Vigna radiata var. radiata (mung bean)
Lineage: Eukaryota; Viridiplantae; Streptophyta; Magnoliopsida; Fabales; Fabaceae
Product: pentatricopeptide repeat-containing protein At2g02980, chloroplastic
Exons: 1
Coding region: 140-1942 (600 amino acids)
Biological process (GO): RNA modification
Molecular function (GO): zinc ion binding; RNA binding; protein binding
Source: RefSeq, a predicted model, not a curated record
AAAAUAAUAAGGAUUUGAUUUGAACCACCGCUUCAAUCCGUUAUCUUUAUCCAUUCGUGUUUUGUAGUGUCCUCUAUUUGAUGUCAUGCCUAAACUUUCAGAUGCAGUUUAUAGUUAGUAAGAAAUCAGCGUGACAACAAUGGCAAUGUCCAUUCUCCAAUGUAUUUCACAUUCUCCCACAGAAGUCAACACAGAAGUUGCACUUCAACCUUCACCCUCCAUUCUUUCUCUAGUACCCAAAUGCACCUCUCUCAGAGAGCUCAAGCAAAUCCAAGCCUACACCAUCAAAACCCACCUCCACAACACCCACACCGUCCUCACAAAGCUCAUAAGUUUCUGCACUUCCAAUCCCACAAAUGCUUCCAUGGAUCAUGCCCACCAAAUGUUUGAUCAAAUUCCCCAGCCAGACAUUGUUCUGUUCAACACCAUGGCACGUGGGUAUGCGCGAUUUGAUGACCCUCUCAGAGCAAUUCUUCUUUUUUGUCAGGUUUUGUUCUCUGGCCUCCUCCCAGAUGACUACACUUUCUCCUCUCUUUUCAAGGCCUGUGCAAGGCUCAAAGCGCUUCAGGAAGGUAAACAGCUGCAUUGCCUUGCUGUUAAACUUGGGGUCAGUGGUAACAUGUAUGUGUGCCCAACACUUAUUAACAUGUACACUGCCUGCAAUGACAUGGAUGCUGCUAGGAGGGUCUUUGACAAGAUCGAUGAACCGUGUGUCGUCGCUUAUAAUGCGAUCAUCACGAGCUGUGCUCGGAGUAGCCAGCCCAAUGAGGCCUUGGCUUUGUUCAGAGAGUUGCAGGAGAGUGGCCUCAAGCCUACUGAUGUCACCAUGCUUGUUGCUCUUUCCUCGUGCGCUUUGCUUGGGGCGUUGGACUUAGGGAAGUGGAUCCAUGAGUAUGUCAAGAAGAAUGGGUUUGACCAAUAUGUCAAGGUGAAUACUGCUCUUAUAGAUAUGUAUUCUAAAUGUGGGAGUUUGGAGGACGCUGUUUCUGUGUUCAGGGAGAUGCCUAGGAGAGACACACAAGCGUGGUCGGCGAUGAUUGUUGGCUAUGCAACACAUGGGCAUGGAUCCCAAGCCUUAUCAAUGUUGGAGGAAAUGAAGAAGGCAAAAGUGCAGCCUGAUGAGAUAAGUUUUUUAGGUAUACUCUAUGCCUGCAGUCACAAUGGAUUGGUAGAGGAAGGUUAUGAUCACUUCUAUAGUAUGAUUCAUGAGUAUGGGAUUGUUCCAAGUAUCAAGCAUUAUGGGUGUAUGGUGGAUUUGCUUGGUCGAGCUGGACGCUUGGAAGAGGCGUAUAAGUUCAUAGAUGAGUUGCCGAUCAAGCCGACACCAAUUCUGUGGCGGACUUUGCUAUCUUCUUGUAGCAGUCAUGGAAACGUGGAAAUGGCAAAGCAAGUAAUUCAGAGAAUCUUUGAGCUGGAUGAUUCCCAUGGUGGGGAUUAUGUCAUUUUGUCAAACUUGUAUGCAAGAAAUGGAAGAUGGGAUGAUGUGAACUACCUAAGGAAAACGAUGGCAGCCAAAGGAGCAAUGAAAGUCCCUGGUUGUAGCUCAAUAGAGGUCAACAAUGUAGUGCAUGAAUUCUUUGCCGGGGAUGGAGUUCGUUCCACUUCAACCGUAUUGCACCGUGCACUCGACGAAUUGGUAAAGGAAUUGAAGCUGGCUGGGUAUGUACCUGACACAUCUCUGGUCUUUUAUGCAGACAUAGAAGAUGAAGAGAAAGAAAUUGUUCUUAGAUAUCACAGUGAGAAACUGGCCAUAACUUAUGGUCUUCUGAAUACUCCCCCUGGAACAACAAUUCGUGUGGUCAAGAAUCUUAGAGUCUGUGUGGAUUGCCACAACGCUGCUAAAUUUAUAUCAUUGAUCUUUGGUAGGCAAAUUAUUCUAAGAGAUGUCCAGCGAUUUCAUCAUUUUAAAGAUGGGAAAUGCUCCUGUGGGGGUUACUGGUAGAAGAGUUUGUUGAGCCAAUGGUCAAUAUUUUUUAUCAAGAUUAAUGAAGAAACUGGUCUAUUCAUUCCACAGAAUUGAGUGAUAAUAUUUUGUGCUUGGAAGGAAUAGCCACUGUAUGCAACUCGGAAGAUAAACAAAUCAAGGCCUCUUCUGAAAUUUUGGGAAUUGGUAAUUUUCAUGACUGUCAACAUCGGAUCAUUAGUGAUCAGUUACAUAUGUUUGUAUAAAUUGUAACACAUAAAUUUCCGGUAUUUUGUUUAGAAGGUUUGUUAGUGUAAAUAAUAAAAGAAAUGUACAUUUAACUUUGUAAUAGUGGAUAUUUUUUGAUGUUGUUGCAGAUUUAUUGUUACAAACCAAACAAUAUAGUGAUAAAAGAGAACAGAGAAAAUAAGUGCACUGUGAAUUGUAUGUUAUUUGCAAUUAAAAGGAAACUACAAUAGGAGGAAACCUCCAAUUGCCCACAGCAUAGCUCCUAUAACAGAAAAUCACAUAAUCACUCCCAUGUUGCCUCAUCAGACUAAACAAAAGAAAAUACUCUCUAAUCUAACAUAAACCUUCCUUACCUUAGGUGUCAUAUACCCCUCAUGGACCGAUGGCUCCUCCGGCCCAUAAACUUGUUGGGCUCCAACAAUGUCACUCCCUUCAACAACAUGCUUGUCCUCAAGACUGAGAUUCAGAAGUUGGCUCCUAAGCACAAUUUCAUCCUCACAAGUGGAUUUUCCAGCUCAAUUAACCAUUGAUUUACUCUUUCUCCUUGUUUCAUUAUGCUGCGGGAAGCUAGAACAGCUAUAGUGGCUUACUUAUUUCUACGUCUUCACUCUCUAAAUCUGUUGGCAAUUCCAGUUGAGCCUUAUGAGCCCAAUAGCUUUCUUAAGAAGUCACACAUGGAACACUGGAUGUGUCUUCAAGAUAGCAGGUAGUUUCAAUCGAUAAGCCACCAUUCCUAUACGCCCUAGCACUUCAAAAGGUCCAUAAUAUUGAGCGGACAACUUCGGACUAAUAUGGGAUAAUACUGAAUGCUUCCUGUGCGGUUUGAACUUCAAGAAAACACAUUCUCGAACUUGGAAGCAACGUUCCUGCCGAUGCUUAUCUGCUUCGAUUUUCAUCCUAUCUUUGGGCACGAGAAAGGUGUCUCUUCAAUUGUCUAAGGGCUUCAUCUCUGUCUAACAAUUCUCUUUGCACAACCUCUACUCUUACUUCACCUUGAACACAUGUCACCAUAAUGGGGGGCUUGCGGCAAUAUAGGGCUUCAAAGGGGGUCGUGGCUAUGGACUCAUGAUAAGUCAUGUUAUACCAAUAUUCGAUCCAAGGCAGCCAUUGAACCCAUCGCUUUGGUUGGUUUGUAAUGAAGCAAUGAAAAUUAUUCUCUGAGCACCUAUCCACUACCUGCGUUUGUCCGUCGGUUUACUGAUGAUAUGAAGUGCUCAUUCUUAACAAUGUAUCUUGUAACCGAAAAAACUCUUUCCAAAAGAGACUCACGAUCACUUACCACUGACUAGGUAUACUAUGAAGUCGAACCAUUUUUUUCACAACUAUUUCUACAAUUGUCUUUGCGGUAUAAGGGUGU